AUGCACAAUCGACUCUGCCACCUCCCCAAUGGGCAGGUCUUCACUGUGACGCCCGUGUUCGGCGGGGUCACCUUCAAGUCCUCCGAAGCCAACGGACAGCAUUCCGUUCUUCCUCCAGGAUGGACCAUUGUCCUUAAUACCAAGCAGAGCUCGAAACAGCAAGCUUCAGAAGACCCAUCCCAGGAUGAGCGCGAGCAGAGCGCCCGAUUCACGGCCCCAACAUUGAACGAUGACUACGUUUACAUCUCGUCCAUUGUCAACCCUCCCAGCAGCGAGUACAAGCCCGUUAGCUCCCCGACGCGUCAGGUUGCCAUGAUGCUGUGGGCGACUCUUUGGUGGUACUUUCACGAGCCCCAGCCAGACCUCCAUCUGCAGACAGACGCUUCAGCGAGCACUCCCCAUGGAGGCAAACCAAAGGGAGAUUGGCGCAUUAAUAUCAAGCGGGAUGGGAUCUUCAAGAAGCGAACAAUUAUACAGAAGCUGGAGCGCAUGGGUCUGAUUGCCUCCGAGGACUCGGCCGUCGGUGACGACGUCAACGAUCAGGAAGCCUGGUCGCAUAUGUUUGUGAGCCGACGUAGCUUCUGGCAGAUUGAUCCUCGCCUUUUCCUCUUCACGCUGACGCCGACAAACACCCCUUCGACGGCGGUGCUGUCGCCUUUCCCCUCGCGAAGGGCGUCGCCUGUACGAGACUCUGGCCACCGACCCCGCACAUCGGAUUCUUCGGGUCAAGAGAGCACCACUAUGCCGCAUAUUCAAAAUGAGGGACCGUUUACAUCUGCUAGCCACCUCCCUACGUUCUUCCCUCCGCCGCCUACGCAGUUUACUUUCACGGAUGGAACUCGGCACCCCAUUCGGCCCAAGCCACCUCACCAGGGUGAGGUGUUCUACACCCGGUAUGUACCUAGUGUAGGACAGGUUCUCUCUUUCCGGGUGCCGAACAUCCCCUCACCUAAUCCCCCUAAUCCCCAAAUUACUCCAACCCACUCGCAUACAUCUUCUACCGGCAGCGUCGAACAGCCGCCUCAGAACCAGGCCUCGGAUCUGGACACGCUGCACAAGUGGAUGAAUGACCCACGGGUCAACGCAGCCUGGGGCGAAGGUGGGCCUAUCGAGAAGCAGGAAGGAUUCCUUCGCAGCAACCUCAAGAACAAACACAGCUUCCCUGUGAUUGGAUGCUGGGACGGCAAGCCGUUUGGAUACUUUGAGAUUUACUGGGUGAAGGAGGAUCGCCUGGGACGGUUGAUUGACGGAGUCACCAACUAUGACCGGGGCAUUCAUCUUUUGGUAGGCGAGCAGGAAUUCCGCGGAUCACACCGGUUGGCUAUUUGGCUCAGUGCAUUGGUGCAUUACUGCUGGCUGGCGGAUAACAGGACUGAAACCGUGAUGCUGGAGCCAAGAGUGGAUAAUGCAAAGGUUAUUGGCUAUUUGCAACAAAACGGCUUCUACAAAGAGGGCGAGGUGACCUUCCCCCACAAGCAAUCGGCCGUGAUGAAAAUCAAACGCGAUUCUUGGGAAGCCCCUGCUUUGUAG
Molecule: messenger RNA, 1530 nt
Organism: Aspergillus wentii DTO 134E9
Lineage: Eukaryota; Fungi; Ascomycota; Eurotiomycetes; Eurotiales; Aspergillaceae
Product: GNAT family N-acetyltransferase
Exons: 2
Coding region: 1-1530 (509 amino acids)
Biological process (GO): siderophore biosynthetic process
Source: RefSeq, a predicted model, not a curated record